GCAAUGAGAGUGAAUGUGAAUGAGAUUGAGCAGAGAAGUUAAAUAGCAUAUCGAGAGUGAUGGAGGCAUGGAAGAAGAAGGUUUUGAUUGUGGUGAUGAUGGUGUUGGGCAUGGUGAUGAUCGAAGUGAAUGCGCAAUCGUUUUGCCACAUGCCGAAAGAUGGGUUGAAGGCAUGCAUGGCGAGUGUGAGUGGGGACAACCCUGUCGAUCCAAACUCUGAUUGUUGCUCAGCCAUUGCAAAGGCUGAUCUUCAGUGCUUCUGUCGCUACAAGGAUUCGGGAUUGCUCUCUCUCUAUGGCGUUGAUCCCAACAAAUGCAUGCAACUCCCUGUUAAGUGCAAGGUUGUCGACUCCUUCCACUGCUAGACCAUUUCUUAUCUGCUCUUUAAUUAUGUUUUUUAUGCUUUCUAAUGUUAUGUUUGUUUGCUGUUCAUGUUGUUGUAAUGAUGCCAUUUGCUUCUUUCGCUACUAGUUCCUACUUUCUGUG
This is a messenger RNA of Vigna angularis (adzuki bean), 486 nucleotides long. Its product is annotated as putative lipid-transfer protein DIR1. Gene Ontology annotation, molecular function: fatty acid binding. The transcript has a single exon. Lineage: Eukaryota; Viridiplantae; Streptophyta; Magnoliopsida; Fabales; Fabaceae. Gene Ontology annotation, biological process: systemic acquired resistance. Bases 60 to 365 code for a protein of 101 amino acids. The record is from RefSeq and is a predicted model, not a curated record.